CCUCUUCGUUUUAUGCAUUUAGUUAUUUUCAAAAGAUGACUCAGCGUACAUCCAGUAUGCUGGUAUCGCAAUCAUGACGCAAGUCGAGGACUUUUCAAGGAUAUGUCUCUCUUUCUUUUUUUUCCUUGAAAUAGAAUCUGUAAAAGUCUCGAAUGCCUGCCUCAAUGUACGCCAUUGUUCAACUUGUGUGUGGAGUUAUUUAGCAUCAAGGUCAAGCUGGCAGAGGUGAGAGAAAUAUCUACAGUCUCCAUGUGACUCAUGGCCAUUUUCACCAACAUAACUGUUAAUGAGGCUGAUCUUUGUGGAAUUUCUUUGGUCCGCUAAGUCUCAGACUCUGACUUCUCUCCCUGAAAAAGCUGAUGACCUUGGCUUGUUAGAUUCAUUAAAGCUGUUGACAUCUUAAGAGGGUUGGAUCAUUGAGUAAGUCUCUCCAUGUUCAUAAUGGGGUGGAACCCUGAUUUUAGAUACUAUCCUGUCUCCCUUAGUCUAUUUUUUAAAGUACGACACGAGGACUUGCAGGAUUGAUUCACAAUUUUUGGCUUCUCUUCCAGUAAACCAAAAGUUCAUAUUUCCACCAAAGACUAUAAGUGGGAAUAAUGCUAGAGCAGAACUACACCGUUGUGCAUUCUCUGCUGGUAUCCUGGUUGCAGCAAUACUUUAAUGAGACAUGGGCGAUGGGAGCAGCUCCAUACGUGCCUCCACAUCAUCCACCUUUGCAUCUGAGUGGAACUCCGAUAAAUGAUCAAGGUCACGGCAUGAUCUACAUCUGUCUGAUGGUGGGACUCUUCAGUUUCUUUACCUUUGGCAUCAUGUUCAGCUAUAUCCGCUCAAAGAAGGUGGAGAACUCACAGGAUCCGUAUCAUCAGUAUAUAGCUAAAGACUGGGAUAGUAUAGCAUCUCCUGUGGUCAUCAGCAACCCGUCUGCUCUGGGACACCUUCCAGGGUACAGUGGACAACAUCAGGAGUGGGCCUAGAUUGCUGUUGUUGACGUCUUUAAUCUCUACGUAAUAUAAAUCUGAUUUUCUGUUUCAUUAAAUGAAAAAAAAAAAAUAUAUAUAUAUAUAUAAAUAUAUUUAUUUGUCUCUGUUGUUCAUUUAAUUGAAUUCAACAUUGAGUUUUGUUUUAUAAAUGGCAAAGGUUCAUCUCAACUGCAGUCUUAAAAGAGUAGUUCACUUUAAA
Pimephales promelas (fathead minnow) is the source of this 1179-nucleotide messenger RNA. RefSeq names its product potassium voltage-gated channel subfamily E member 1. Gene Ontology annotation, molecular function: voltage-gated potassium channel activity involved in ventricular cardiac muscle cell action potential repolarization; transmembrane transporter binding; potassium channel regulator activity. Lineage: Eukaryota; Metazoa; Chordata; Actinopteri; Cypriniformes; Leuciscidae. The record is from RefSeq and is a predicted model, not a curated record. Gene Ontology annotation, biological process: regulation of heart rate by cardiac conduction; membrane repolarization during action potential; ventricular cardiac muscle cell action potential. Gene Ontology annotation, cellular component: voltage-gated potassium channel complex; membrane.